AUGAUCCGCCCAGAGACCGCGGAGCCCACCUACGGUGAGGUCCGCGCCCACCUGCUGCCCUCCAAGGGGCGGACACCCGGCUCCCGCCCCGACCCGCAGCCCCCAGCCCUGCCCAAGAAGGCCUUAACCCGCACCCAGUCCCUGCCCACACACUCGGCCCCCGGUCCCGGCUCCACGCGGAGGCCCCUCCUGGGAUCCCACAGCGUGGACGUGGACGACAGCCAGGCCGAGGCGGGGCCGGCCUGCCCUGCAGAGCUGGCCCUCGGCCUCGGGGAGCUGCACAGCCCGGGGGCGCUGCUCGCCCUGCAGCUCCAGGGCCUGCGCAGCAUCCACGCCCGGCUGCGGGCCCGGCUCACGGGCGGCCGCCGACACAGCUUCCGCCUCCUGGACAGCUCGCCAUGCGUGGAGAGCGGGGGCGCGCUCUACUACCGCGUGGUGUGCGUGCACGGCGACGUCUGGCACGUGCUGGCGCCCGAGGCGGGUGCCCAGGCCCCGGGGCGGAGGCCCCACUUCCACCUGCAGGGGCUGUGUGGCCUGGUGCGCAAGGGCGUACUGCCCGCGGCGCCCUGGACAGGCCCCGUGGCGCUGGUGGCCGAGGUGCCGGAGCGCACCGCGGCUCAGUGGCUGCAGGAGGUGAGCGCCCGGAGGCCGCGGGAGCUGGCGUGGGAGCAGUUGAGCGCGGCCUUGGAGCACCUGGCCGAGCUGCGCGCCCAGAACCUGCUGCUGGCCGCGCCCAGGGGCUGCGGCCGCGGGUCUCCGCGCCUGCUGCUCGCCGACUUCGGCUGCGCUGGCCGGGCGCCCACGCGCUGCCGCUGGGCCGCCUGCUCCUCGCUGCUUAGCGCCCUGGCGCCUCCCGAGGCCUCGCCCCUGCUCGCGGGCUUGCAGUGCUUGGCCGCGCGGCGCGCUCAGGCGCUGCUCUGGGGGCCCGGGCCGGAGUUGCGCGGCCGCGGGGCUCCGCUGGGGCGCUGGCUGCAGGUGCGCCUGCGCGGGCUGGUUCUGCAGCUGGGGGAGCGCGCGGCGGGGGGCCUGGCGCCGGACCUGCAGGACUGGCUGUGCUGCGAAGACCUGGCCGAGGCCACCGAGUUGUCUGGCCACGCCCUGGAGCUGCUGUGGGACUGA
Lepus europaeus (European hare) is the source of this 1119-nucleotide messenger RNA. RefSeq names its product PEAK family member 3 (gene PEAK3). Gene Ontology annotation, molecular function: protein kinase activity. NCBI's taxonomy places the organism in Eukaryota, Metazoa, Chordata, Mammalia, Lagomorpha, Leporidae. The record is from RefSeq and is a predicted model, not a curated record. Gene Ontology annotation, biological process: protein phosphorylation. Gene Ontology annotation, cellular component: focal adhesion; actin cytoskeleton.